Arachis duranensis is the source of this 2085-nucleotide messenger RNA. RefSeq names its product probable 1-acyl-sn-glycerol-3-phosphate acyltransferase 5. Gene Ontology annotation, cellular component: endomembrane system. The record is from RefSeq and is a predicted model, not a curated record. Gene Ontology annotation, molecular function: acyltransferase activity. Lineage: Eukaryota; Viridiplantae; Streptophyta; Magnoliopsida; Fabales; Fabaceae. The transcript has 4 exons. Bases 713 to 1849 code for a protein of 378 amino acids.
UCCUCUCUCUCUCUCUCUCUCUCUCUCAUAGUCAUACGUGCUUUCUAGCUAUUACACACCACACUCUCUACUCUCUUUGUUUCUGUUCAGUUCUUUAGGAACUGUAGACUGUAGUAGUAGUAAUUGACAGAGAAAGGUUGCUAUUAUUGUUGCUUCACAAACAGAACCAUCACCAGAAUCUACACCUCACUUCUAACUCCUUCUAUCUAAUCUAACUGUUCCUCAACUCCAAACCAAAAAACAAAAAAAAAUCACUUUUUUCUUACAAACUCACUUUCCCACUUUGUCAUUUCUUGUUGAUCUCAAUGCCCAUCACAUGAUUGAUGAAAGGUGAGUGUGAAAAGAAACAGAAAAACAUGGGACUCAACCUCAUUGUUUAUCAGUCUAUCAUGGUAAAAAAAUUCCUUGGUGGUUAUGUUGUAUUAUCCCAACAUUGUAAAAGAUAUGGCAUCCUCAACUUUAUCCUAGGUGCAUUCAUUCAUUUUGUGGCCGAAAUUCUCAGAAGAUCAUUCUCUUGUUGAGUAAUCUAAACAGCAAAUCACAGGUAGCAGAGUAUGCCUCUUUUUUGGUCGGCAUCAGAAAAAGGAAACUCUUUGUGUGUAGAUUAGUAGAUAUCAAAAUUUGUUUAUAGGCCAAUUUUGUCGAGGAGGUAAAUCUUGACGAGGCAGUGCAGCUAUUUUACUCAAGUCUGUGGUUUGUCAUUGAUAGGCAUAUGGCAGUUCUUAAAUCUGUAGGUGCAGAUUUUGACGAAAAGCAUCAUGCUUUAGCUCCAUUGAGGGUUUUAAGGGGCCUGAUCUGUUUGUUGGUGCUGUUUUCAACAGCAUUUGUAAUGUUAGUCUUCUUUGGCUUCAAUGGUGCUGUUAUAGUUCGACUUUUUAGCAUGAAUUACAGCAGAAGAGCAACUUCCUUUUUCUUUGGUGCAUGGUUAGCUUUGUGGCCUUUUCUGUUUGAAAAGAUCAACAAGACUAAAGUUGUGUUUUCUGGAGAUAUUGUUCCUUCUAGAGAAAGAAUCUUGCUGAUUGCAAAUCAUAGAACCGAGGUUGACUGGAUGUAUUUAUGGGACCUUGCAUUGCGGAAAGGAUGUGUCGGAUACAUAAGAUAUAUACUUAAGAGCAGCUUGAUGAAACUUCCGGUUUUUGGUUGGGCAUUUCACAUAUUAGAGUUCAUUCCGGUGGAAAGGAAGUGGGAGGCUGAUGAAUCAACCUUGCACCGUAUGCUUUCAACAUUCAAGGAUCCCCAAGAUCCUCUUUGGCUUGCUCUUUUCCCGGAAGGCACCGAUUUUACUGAGCAGAAGUGUAUUCGGAGUCAAAAGUAUGCUGUGGAACAUGGGUUACCGAUUCUGAAAAAUGUUUUACUUCCAAAGACAAAGGGCUUCUGCACCUGCUUGCGAGAGUUGAGAGGUUCUCUGACUGCAGUUUAUGACGUGACCAUUGGCUACAAAUACCGCUGCCCAACUUUCUUGGACAAUGUCUUUGGGGUGGAACCUUCAGAAGUUCAUAUGCACAUCCGCCGAUUUCCCCUUGAUUGCAUACCGGAAUCUGAACAGGAAAUUUCCAUGUGGUUGGUAGAUAGAUUCAAAGUAAAGGACCAUCUGCUUGCGAAUUUUCAAUCUCAAGGUCAGUUUCCUGAUCAAGCAACCGAAUUGGACUUGCCUACUGCAAAAAGCUUUCUGAAUUGUAUCACAGUUAUUAUGGUGACCGGCACAUGCAUAUACUACACUUUCUCCUGUGUCUGGUUCAAACUCUAUGUGUCUUUAGUCUGCGCUUAUUUGAUUCCGGCAACAUCUUUCAAUAUUCGGCCUCAACCGAUUCUCAGCUUUCUGAAGACGAGAUCUAAAUGUCACCCUUAGAGCAUGGAUUUGUUGCUGCAUGCAAUUCUAUUUGUAUGAAAACCCGUUCAGAUGAUCAACCAAGUUUUGCCUCGUAUACCUAUUAUAAUUCUUAAAACUUCUUUAGGAUUCAUGUGUUUAGCAACAAUGUUUUUUAUGUCACAAAGACCAUAUAGUUUGUAUUUGCAGAUAUGGUUACUUGGAUAUAAAACAUGUAACAUUUCAUAUUUAAAUACACUUUUGCAAUAAAUUUGAGU